This is a messenger RNA of Bufo bufo (common toad), 1791 nucleotides long. RefSeq names its product solute carrier family 2 member 6 (gene SLC2A6). The record is from RefSeq and is a predicted model, not a curated record. Bases 29 to 1540 code for a protein of 503 amino acids. Gene Ontology annotation, cellular component: membrane. Gene Ontology annotation, molecular function: transmembrane transporter activity. Gene Ontology annotation, biological process: transmembrane transport. The transcript has 10 exons. NCBI's taxonomy places the organism in Eukaryota, Metazoa, Chordata, Amphibia, Anura, Bufonidae.
CACCCGUCUGGAGCGGACAACAUCCACCAUGGACAACAAACCUCUACUGAGCGACCCCCGAAAAUCUAAUUAUCAGUCUGUGGGGAAGGUCCUGAGAGAAGCAGAGAAGAAGUAUAUAAAAACCCUAGACAACAGGAGGAUGUUCUUGGCCGCCUUUUCUGCAGUGCUUGGCAACUUCUCAUUCGGCUAUGCCCUGGUCUACCCCUCGCCCGUGUUGCCAGUUCUGGAAGAAGACACUGAUCCAGUUUUGCAUAUAACUGAUGCGGAAAAGUCAUGGUUUGGGUCCGUCUUUGCUCUCGGCUGCUGCGUGGGAGGAAUAAGCUCGAUGGUCCUGAAUGACCGCCUUGGACGUAAACUGAGCAUCAUGUUCUCGGCGUUUCCUGCAGCCGUGGGCUUCCUGCUUAUAGGCAGUGCCCAACAUGUCUCCAUGUUACUUUUGGGCAGGAUCCUUACGGGCCUGGCUGGAGGACUGACGUCAUCAUCUAUACCAGUUUAUAUAUCUGAGAUUUCCCACGCUGGAGUGCGGGGGGCGCUGGGGGCAUGUCCUCAGUUGCUGGCUGUAUGUGGAGCGCUGGUUCUCUACACACUGGGGCUCUUCCUGCCGUGGCGCUGGUUGGCAGUAGCCGGUGAAGUGCCUGUAUUGGUGAUGCUCUUGCUCCUCUGCUUCAUGCCCGACUCCCCGCGUUUCCUAAUAUCCAAGGGUAAAGAUGAGAAGGCUCUUCAGGCGCUGGUCUGGCUCCGGGGCCCCAAGACCGCAUACAGAGGGGAGUACCAGAGGAUUAAGGAGAGCGUCCUGAAGGCAAACAGUUCUCUGACCUUCAGCGAGCUCUCCGACCCCUACUACUACAAGCCCAUCCUCAUCGCCGUGUCCAUGAGGUGCCUACAGCAACUGUCCGGAAUCAACCCAAUACUGACCUACCUGGAGCCCAUCUUCAACAGGACCAAGGUCAUCCUGAAAGGCGGAUAUGACGCUGCCCUGGUCGGGCUUGUAAGGUUGAUCUCUGUGCUUGUGGCGGCUCUGGUAAUGGAUAAAGCGGGCAGGAAAAUCCUGCUUUUUGUAUCCAGUGCUCUCAUGUUGGUGUCCUCCCUGUCAAUGGGCUUGUACGUUCAUUUCACAGUAGACAUGAAGCACAAUUCCACCAACCUGACCAUGACCACCAGUGACCCGCACGUCCUUGCCGAUCCCGUCAACUAUUUAGGAGUCAUCCCCCUUGUGUGUAUCAUGCUGUAUAUUUUAGGUUAUGCUUUUGGCUGGGGACCCGUCACCUGGCUUCUCAUGUCUGAGAUCCUGCCACUUAAAGCCAGAGGAACGGCUUCAGGACUAUGUGUGAUGGUCAGCUGGAUCACCGGCUUUGUUCUCACCGAAGCUUUCCUGCCCGUUGUGAAUGCCUUUAACCUGGAGACUCCGUUCUUCUUCUUCGCCAUCAUCUGUGCGUGCUGCAUCCUCUUCACUUAUUUAUGUGUCCCAGAGACCAAGGGACGGACUCUGGAACAAAUCGAAUCCUAUUUCCGGACGGGUCGACGUUCCUUCAUUAAGUAGCCAUCGGGCAGACGACUAGAACCUGACUCUAAACCAAGACCCGCCGUCUUUUUUAAGGCCUUUCCGUAGUCCUGAUUGACAUCUAGAUCUUCAGAGAUAUGAAACUGUAAACUGCGACAUCGUGGACGCUGACGGCGCCGUCAGAAAUCGACAUAUGCUACAUUGUGGAUGCCAGGCUGUCCGAUUAGUCCAGGUAGAUCCAUAUGUAAAUACUAGGAUAAUAUUUAAUCAAGAUUAAAGUGUAGAUUUAU